AUUUGACAACUAAAGAUUAAAGGUAAACAAAUGAAAUCAUCCGCAGUUAUCUUCGAAGGUGGACUUUUCAUCUUUUAACAAAUAAUAUGGAUAUACUUGAUACGUACUACAAUAAAGAUGAAUAUGUGGAAACGGCAUCCGGGAACAAGGUCAGCCGUCAAACCAUUCUCUGUGGCUCUCAAAACAUAGUUCUACAUGGUAAAGUAAUUGUUCAAAGCGGUGCGAUAAUCCGGGGCGAUUUGGCCGCUGUUCGGACCGGUCGGUAUUGUGUGAUAUCGAAGGGAUCCGUUGUGCGGCCUCCGUAUAAGCAGUUCAGCAAAGGUGUGGCAUUCUUUCCUCUGCAAAUAGGGGACCACGUUUUCAUCGGAGAAGGAGCGAUUGUUUCUGCUGCCUCCAUUGGGUCGUAUGUUUAUAUUGGCAAAAAUGCUGUGAUUGGAAGACGAUGCGUUCUAAAAGACAACUGUAUCAUUGAAGAUGGAGCGAUUCUGCCUCCUGAAACAACGGUUGCAAGUUAUAUGCGUUGCACUGCCGAAGGAAAGAUCGAGGGUGGCCAGGGUAAUCCGGAUUUUGUUCCACAUGCGAUGCAAGAUUUGAUGGUAGAAUACACUAAAUCAUACUACGAACACUUCAUUCCUGCUUCCGGAGCUUAAUGUACCAUUUGACAUCUGUUUUCACAUUGAAAUAUCUUAUUUAUUAUUAUUUAGUUCAUAUUUAGAGAUUUACGUAUUAU
Messenger RNA from Toxorhynchites rutilus septentrionalis, 730 nucleotides. It is a transcript of the gene DCTN5-p25, whose product is annotated as dynactin subunit 5. The transcript has 2 exons. The coding region runs from base 87 to 650 and encodes 187 amino acids. The record is from RefSeq and is a predicted model, not a curated record. Lineage: Eukaryota; Metazoa; Arthropoda; Insecta; Diptera; Culicidae.